Messenger RNA from Gossypium arboreum, 2108 nucleotides. Its product is annotated as MLO-like protein 12. Lineage: Eukaryota; Viridiplantae; Streptophyta; Magnoliopsida; Malvales; Malvaceae. Gene Ontology annotation, cellular component: membrane. The transcript is spliced from 15 exons. The record is from RefSeq and is a predicted model, not a curated record. Gene Ontology annotation, biological process: defense response. The coding region runs from base 183 to 1919 and encodes 578 amino acids.
UUCUCUCAAUACACCUUUUGCCUUCUUUAUUACUUACAUCACUUUCUUUUUGGAUCAAAGCUUUAAACAAAUAACAAUAAAAGCAAUUCCAGAAGAAGAGCUUUUCUCUUUUUCUCCUUUUGUUGUUGAUACGUACGUGUAUAUAUAUAGUUGCAAAAGCAUUGCAAGCUUUUAUAAUAUCAAUGGCGAAUGAUUAUAAAGCACGUUCAUUAGAGGAGACACCAACAUGGGCUGUUGCUGUGGUGUGCUUUGUUUUGGUUGUUAUUUCAAUCUUCAUUGAACAUGCCAUUCACAUUGUAGGCAAGUGGUUCAAGAAAAGGCACAAGACAUCUCUUUAUGAAGCACUUGAGAAGGUUAAAGCAGAGCUUAUGCUCAUGGGAUUCAUAUCAUUGCUUCUAACAGUCUUUCAAGGUCCCAUAUCUGAAAUUUGCAUUCCAGCACAUGUAGCAAACACUUGGCAUCCAUGCAAUAAGAAAACUGAGGCUGAAAAAUAUUCUGAAAAAUCCUCUGGUAGAAAGCUUGUUGAAUUCUCUGACGAUGAUAGUUUUUAUAUUCCUAGACGCAGUCUUGCAUCCAAAUCUGACAAAUGUGCAGAACAGGGUAAAGUUGCACUUGUUUCAGCUUAUGGUAUCCAUCAGCUCCAUAUAUUCAUCUUUGUGUUGGCAGUUUGUCACAUUCUUUACUGUAUCAUAAUCUAUGCUUUAGGAAGAUCUAAGAUGAGGAAAUGGAAGGCCUGGGAAAAUGAGACAAAGACAAUUGAAUACCAAUUCUACAAUGACCCAGAGAGGUUCAGAUUUGCAAGGGACACUUCAUUUGGGCGCAGGCAUCUGAGCUUUUGGAGCCGUUCUACCUUAACUCUUUGGAUUGUCUGUUUCUUAAGACAAUUCUUUGGGUCAGUCACAAAGGUUGAUUACCUGACAUUGAGGCAUGGAUUUAUCAUGGCACAUUUGGCACCUGGAAACGAAACAAAAUUCGAUUUCCAGAAAUACAUCAAGAGAUCAUUAGAGGAUGAUUUUAAAGUUGUUGUAGGGAUCAGUCCAAUCAUCUGGUUCAUUGCUGUCUUGUUCUUGCUUGCCUAUACACAUGGAUGGUAUUCAUAUUUAUGGCUACCUUUUAUCCCCUUAAUUAUAAUCCUAAUGGUUGGAGCCAAGCUACAAGUGAUCAUAACCAAAAUGGGGUUGAGAAUUCAAGAUAGAGGGGAUGUAGUCAAGGGUGCACCCGUGGUUCAACCAGGCGAUGACCUCUUCUGGUUUGGACGCCCACGCUUCCUUCUUUUUCUCAUUCACGUCGUUCUUUUUACGAAUGCAUUUCAACUGGCCUUUUUCGUGUGGAGCACGUAUGAAUUUACGAUGAGAUCUUGCUACCAUGAACAUAUUGAAGAUGUCAUCAUUAGAGUCUCAAUGGGGGUUAUCAUACAGUUCCUUUGCAGUUAUGUGACUCUUCCACUCUAUGCUUUAGUGACUCAGAUGGGAACUAAUAUGAGACCAACUAUCUUUAAUGAUAGAGUUGCAGCUGCACUAAAAAACUGGCAUCAUACAGCAAAGAAACACACUAAACAAAGCAGGCUGCUACAUUCCGAGAAUACGACACCAUUUUCGAGCAGGCCGGCAACUCCGACUCAUGGGAUGUCACCGGUUCAUAUUCUGCAUAAACAUCCUCAAAGAUCCGAAACCUAUGGUAUAUCUUCAGGACAUUCGGUUGAUCACUGGGAUCUAGGGUUGUUCCAUUCUCCACUACACAGUCACGAAAUCAAUGACCCUAUUCAUGAUCAUGAUAGAACACAGAUAGAAAUGAGGGAUGUAGAUACGACAGUUCAAGAGUCUGGCUCUUCACAAAUGGAUGCUGAGACACCUCAAACAAUUCGAACACAACACGAGAUUGACAUCAUUCCAUCCGAUUUCUCGUUCGCAAAAAGUUAAUCGAUCCAAUGAAGAUCAGCUCGGAUGAAAGGGACAAUGCUCCUAACUUCUGCCAUUUUUUUUUGUACUUGUUACAUGGAUUUGAACUGAAGCCAGUAUACAGGAAACUUAAAAACUUGGAGAGAUUGAACUCUUCCUUUGUUCAUGUAUGUAGACGAAGAACUUUUUUCAAAAAUUAUUAGUUCAAUA